AGAUGCGGUUAAGUAUCCAAACCAUUCUCUCAAUAAUUAUUGUCACGUUAUCAUCUGGAAUAAACUCAUCAAAAUGUCGGGAUGGAGUGCAUAAUGUCAUUACAGUGGAUUCAUAUGGAAACGAAACUCUCCCAGUGGAAAUUCGAAAUAUCCGAAUCCAUGUCUACGAUCAUGAUAUGAAGCCGUCGUGUUACAAGCGAAAAGUGAAUGUGGUGAUGCCAGGAUGGUUUGUGAUCAAGAGUGGAGAAGUAGAUACAUCUCGAGAUUUCGAUGUUGUCAAAGACGGAGCAGUGUCUGUCAGUGUCGCGUUGGAUGGUGAUCAUAUUUGUUUGAACGGACAUUCAGAUAUGUUCAUUGUUCCCGAGUCGUUGUGCAACUUCGAGAUGAGCUCAUUUUUCCCGGUGGAUAUUUGUAAAACACUUCAACAAAAAGGACUUCAUACAUUGAAAGAGCUCGAGACAAAAAAUGCAUUCAAUGCCACGUUGGAACUUCCUGCGUCUCCAAGCUUCUUAGGAAUCUCAUUGUUAGAUGUGAUGAAGGGCAACUAUCGAAUCAAAAUCUCUAUCGCAUCCGAGGGCAAGAAAAUCGUUGAAUUUGCCCUUCCAACGGGUUACACAGAUCUCAAAAUGGGGCUCAAUGAGAAAGACGACGAAGAUUAAAGCUCAAGCUUGCAUAAAAACUAAUUUUCCUGUCAAAAAUGCAUAUUCAUAUUUUACUAGCAACCAUUGUUUUCGGGUAUGUCUGUGAAUAAAAGUGUAAUCUUCCC
This is a messenger RNA of Caenorhabditis elegans, 766 nucleotides long. RefSeq lists its product as uncharacterized. The record is from RefSeq and is marked reviewed. The transcript has 5 exons. Lineage: Eukaryota; Metazoa; Nematoda; Chromadorea; Rhabditida; Rhabditidae. The coding region runs from base 3 to 659 and encodes 218 amino acids.